Molecule: messenger RNA, 1473 nt
Organism: Didymosphaeria variabile
Lineage: Eukaryota; Fungi; Ascomycota; Dothideomycetes; Pleosporales; Didymosphaeriaceae
Exons: 1
Coding region: 1-1473 (490 amino acids)
Biological process (GO): proteolysis
Molecular function (GO): cysteine-type peptidase activity
Source: RefSeq, a predicted model, not a curated record
AUGAUGCAGCAGGACUUCACCUACCCGAAUCAGCCGCGCGCGAGGCAAUUCCGAUCUGUGCGAGAAACAGACGAGCCUGUGCAGCGCCAAACUUUGCUUCCUUUUCCGGACCCGCUUCGAUAUCGCAUUCUCCACCGCUGGGGGUACGUCUUGCCGCCCGUUAACGACGAUACAUACGCUCAUAUCGGCAAUGCUUUGUUAUCAAAUGAAGACAUCUGGAGCAUCAUGCAGCUCACAGGGAUCUAUAGUUGGUAUAGAGACACUGUUUUGGAUGCUGCGCUGGAGCUGACCUCUCUCUAUUACGAUGGUGAGACAAAUGGUAUUGCAGUCGCCAGUUCCACGACAGCACAAUGCGUGCAAUUUGCGGCAACGGGAGUCGACGAUGCAGCUAUGAUCGAGCUACGAGCGUACAAGACAAUGUUUGACGACAAGAAGUGGAUAUUCGUACCUCUCAACGAUGGUAUGGGUGGCACAUCUGCAGAAGAAGUUCGAGGUGGUCACUGGGCCCUCCUUGCCAUCGACCGCCCAAACAAGCGAGCGCACUAUAUUGACGGACUGUUCAGUUGGGCUGUUGAUUGGCAAAAUAUUGCCCAGAGUCUUGCACUUGCUUUCGGAAACUUGCUCGGGGACGGAAAGUAUGACUUUUACGUCGAACAGAACGCUCCUCACCAGUGGAACCACAAUAGCUUCGGCAGUGCGGACUCGGGUCCAUGUGGUCCAUAUGUUGUGAAGAUGGUCCAGACUAUGAUGCACCAUAUCUACCACUCUCAGCUUCACGGAGUCGAGGACCAGAUUUCACUCCACCUCGAAUAUGGGAUGAGUUUUUUGUUUAUAUUCAACUCAUUCGAGGAGCGCCAGUCUCUCGUGUACACCCUAGCAGGUUUCAAAGCCAGCCAAGUAGCGAAUGAUCGCGCAAUGAAGCACGAUGACAUGGUACUUGGCCAGCCACGUCCGCUUGGUCUCAUUGAGCUCCGCAACCCGGCUUCGUUGGUGUACGAUUCGGCACUGUUCGAACGCAAUUCUUUGACAUUCCAUAAGCUAGAAUACCACCGCAUUCUUGCUCUCCACCAGCACCAGCGUAAUAUGUCGACCUCCACCCAGAGCUCCAGCGGUAGCUCUGGAGGCAUCGAUAUCACUAGCGUGGCUAGCGGAAGUCAGAUCCCAGUUGGGUACGACGGGUCCCAGGACGAUCAAAUCGCGAACGAAGUGGAGAUGCGCGACCGGCCAGCCUCGACUGUGGGAACUGACGACGACUAUGUCCGUAUCGAAGAAGUUCCGAAUAACGAAUUCUCGCCAUAUUGGUAUAUCCGCGAGCACCUGGAACUUCCCUCCAAUGUCAGUCAAAAUCGUGCUGAGAUGAUCCGCCCUCAUCAGAAUACCCAAAGAAGUAACGAUCAGUACCCUCAGUAUCCGAUCCACGCUGAUCAGAAUCUGUACCUCCGGGAUAGGGUCGACGAAAUGUUCGAUGACUAA